AUUAAUAGAAAACUGUUGACACAAAUGCAUAAUAAACUACUAUUGAUCGCACAGGUAGUCUGUGUGUGUCUAUACGGCGUUGAAACAUUGGGACCGAGUUGUGGAGGUAAAAGUCUAACACACGGUCAUCAAAGCGAUUACUGGUUACACGCUAUCAAACACGAAGGUUGGGCACCGUUUCAUAGUAAUCCCGGUCAGUAUCGGGUGUUUCGUAAUGUUCGCGACUACGGAGCUAAAGGUGACGGAAACAGUGACGACUGGGAAGCCAUAAACCGGGCCAUCACUGAUGGCGGUCGGUGCGGACAUGGCUGCGGUUCGACUACAGUUUCGCCGGCAAUUGUAUACUUCCCUCCCGGCCAGUAUCUCGUCGGUAGACCACUGCAACAGUACUACUACACCGAAUUCAUUGGCGAUCCAUCAAACUUGCCUACUAUUAUAAUGUCGCCAUCAAAUAAUGGUCCGCUAAUUGACGCAUCGGGAUGGGAGCCUACGUGCAACUUUUUUAGGGCAGUCCGCAACUUACGUCUGGACCUGACCCGCGUGGACGCGUACAAACAUGCCGUGGCUAUUAACUGGCCAAUUGCCCAGGCCACCAGUAUUACCAAUGUUCAUAUCAGGAUGAGCACAGUGGCCGGCAAUAAUCACGUGGGACUAGUGAUUACGUCGGGAUCGGGCGGCUAUUUCGGUGAUAUGACUAUCGACGGCGGCCGUAAUGGCAUGGAAUUGGGUAAUCAACAAAUUACGUCCAGAAACAUUUCGAUUAGCCAUGCUAAUACGGCUAUUGUCUAUAGUUGGACCUGGGGGUGGACACUUAAAAAUAUUCGUAUCGACUCUUGCAACAAUGGUAUUGAUAUGAGUUCCGGAGGCGAGAACUGGCAAAAAGUGGGCGCAAUUAUGUUAGUGGACAGUGAAAUAUCGAACACCGCUUACGGCAUACGAUCGGCCAGUACUCAAUGGGCCAAACCUGCGGGCGGCGGUGCACUGAUCAUCGACAAUGUCAAACUAACCAAUGUACAACAUGCUGUGGCUCAUUCAAAUGGACAGGUAGUGCUAGAGGGCGGUAACAAAGUGAUUAGCCAAUGGGGACAGGGUCGAUUUUACAGUGGCCAGGGAGAAAAUGGUCAAUACAAACAGGGAGAGUUGACACCACCAACUAAACCACAAGCACUUUUAGACAGCACCGGACGAUUUUUCGAAAAGUCGAGACCACUGUAUGACGACAUUGCGGCCGCCGAUUUUGUAAGCGUCAAGUCGGAGGGCGCUAAAGGUGACGGUCGUACCGAUGAUACUCAAGCCAUACAACAGGCGCUGAACAAAUGGGCCGGUUGUCGGGUUAUAUAUUUUCCAUUUGGAGAAUAUGUUAUCACCGAUACUAUUGUAGUUCCACCAGACACUCGAGUGAUCGGCGAAGUGUGGUCAGUCAUAUUAGCCCGGGGAGAUAAGUUUGCUGAUAUGAAUAAUCCGCGUCCUGCUAUUAAAGUCGGUAAUCCGGGCGAUACGGGUGUUGCUGAGUUUAGCAGUCUAGUCAUCGGUACACAGGGUGCAGCUCCCGGUGCCAUAUUGAUGCAAGUUAACAUGCGUGAUCCUCAAGGUGAACAGGGUGCUGUAGGCAUAUGGGACGUUCACUUUCGAGUGGGUGGUACUGUUGGAACCGAUCUGGAGGGUAAUUGCAAUCGUGGCGGUGGUAUUCAUAGUGGUUGUACCGGAUCUUUCUUAUUGUUACACGUGGCCGCUACCGGUAGUCUAUACGUUGAAAACAUGUGGGCCUGGCUUGCAGACCAUGAUCUUGACGGACGCGGGGGUCAGGUCAGCAUUGGCAACGGUAGAGGUGUAUUGAUCGAGUCCAGUGAAGGACCGGUAUGGAUUUAUGGACCGGGAUCUGAACAUAACAUAUUGUAUCAAUUUAAUAUUGUUAAUGCUAAAAAUGUAUGGAUGGGUUUGAUCCAAACAGAAACACCCUAUUAUCAGGGCAAUCCACCGGCACCCCAACCAUUUCAUAGCGAUUCCAGAUAUCAUGACCCAGAUUUUGGCCACUGUGGCGAUAGUCAUACCUGUGCUAUGGCCUGGGGUUUGCGUAUAGUAUCAUCGGAAAACAUAUUCAUAUACGGCGCCGGUUUAUACAACUUUUUCCAAGACUACGGCCAGUGUUGGGGUGAAGAGCACUGUCAGGACAAUAUGGUAUCGAUAGAGAAAUCUAAUAAAAAUGUACACAUCUAUGGUUUGAGUACCAAAAAUGCCAACUAUAUGGUGGCCAUUGAUGGCCAGUCCCGUAUCGGUCACAAAGAAAAUAAAGCAGACUUUUGUUCUACAAUUGCCGCCUAUUCGAGCAAUUAAAUUAUAAAUAUAAUUA
Molecule: messenger RNA, 2350 nt
Organism: Oppia nitens
Lineage: Eukaryota; Metazoa; Arthropoda; Arachnida; Sarcoptiformes; Oppiidae
Exons: 2
Coding region: 25-2334 (769 amino acids)
Molecular function (GO): polygalacturonase activity
Source: RefSeq, a predicted model, not a curated record